This is a messenger RNA of Felis catus (domestic cat), 1848 nucleotides long. Its product is annotated as T-cell surface glycoprotein CD1a-like. Gene Ontology annotation, molecular function: exogenous lipid antigen binding; endogenous lipid antigen binding; lipopeptide binding. NCBI's taxonomy places the organism in Eukaryota, Metazoa, Chordata, Mammalia, Carnivora, Felidae. Gene Ontology annotation, biological process: immune response; antigen processing and presentation, exogenous lipid antigen via MHC class Ib; positive regulation of T cell mediated cytotoxicity. Bases 340 to 1362 code for a protein of 340 amino acids. The record is from RefSeq and is a predicted model, not a curated record. The transcript is spliced from 6 exons. Gene Ontology annotation, cellular component: external side of plasma membrane.
GUGUGUUUUCAUGGGUUACUGUCUGGAUGACGAGAAAAGGCACGAGUGGCAGGGUCCCUUUUCCAUGCCAUGCAAGACUUGCUCCCCAGCACUUGAAUUAGUGCCUCAGGGAGCAGGAUGGAGGCAGGUGACAGGGAGAACCUGGAAGCCAGAGAGGAGGGUCAGACCCAGAGGGGAAGUGAAAGUCUGAGUAGGUGUCCAGGGUUGAGGGCGGAGACUCAGGGAAGGUGUGUGUGUUGAGAAGGAAGUCAGAAGAGAGGGGCUGCGUGUGGGGAGGUUUGUGAGAACAGACGCCAAAGACCCACUUUCCGAGAGAAAGAAAGAACAUCUGCACAUAAGAUGCUGUUGUUGCAACUGGUCUUGCUCACGGUUCUUGUCCCAGGUGGUGACAGUGACGACGACUUCCAGGAGCCAAUCACUUUUCGAACCAUCUUGACAGCAUCCUUUUACAACCAUUCGUGGACACAAAAUCUGGGCUCUGCUUGGCUGGAUGGGCUGCAGACUCAUGGCUGGGACAGCAAGACGGGCACUUUCAUGUACAAGCGGCCUUGGUCCAAGGGCAACUUCAGCGAGAAGGAGCUGAGGGAAGAGGAAAGGACAUUACAGACAUUCUCCAUGAUUUUUCCUUUGAUAUUUCAGAACCAUGUUCGUCAAUGGCAACUUGAAUAUCCCUUUCAGGUACAGGUGGCAAAAGGCUGUGGGCUACAUGUUGGGGAGCCAUCAGUAGGCUUCAUGAAGAUUGCAUAUGAAGGAUCAGAUCUCGUGAGCUUCCAGAACACGUCAUGGUGGCCAUCUCCGAAAGGAGGAAGGAGGGCUCAGCAGGUCUCCAAACUAUUCAAUCAGUACCAUGUGGUCAACUUAAGAAUACGAGCACAUAUUAUUGACAUCUGCCCCCGUUUCCUCUUGGGUCUUCUAGACGCAGGGAAGGCAGAUCUCCAGCGGCAAGUGAGGCCAGAGGCCUGGCUGUCCCCUGGCCCAAGUCUGGGGCCUGACCAUCUGCUCCUCGUGUGCCACGUCUCUGGCUUCUACCCAAAGCCAGUGUGGGUGACGUGGAUGCGGGGUGAGCAGGAGCACCAGGGCACCCGACGAGGCGAGGUCUUGCCCCAUGCUGACGGGACAUGGUAUCUUCAGACGUCCUUGGACGUGGAAGCCAGAGAGGCAGCUGGCCUGUCUUGCCGAGUGAGACACAGCAGUCUAGAAGGCCGGGAUAUGGUCAUCUACUGGGAGCAGCACCGCCCCGUGGGCUUGGUCUUCCUGGCGGUGGUCGUGCCCCUGGUGCUUCUGGCAGGUCUUGCCUCCUGGCUCUGGAAGCGCCGGAAAUCACACGAGACACCUCAGUGUACUGGCCUCCCUUUGGAGUGAGAUCCCGGCAGCCCAGGACCAGGACGUCCCUAAACCCAGCUCAGUGGUGAUGGACCAGCAAGUCUCUAUGUGACUGUUGUCUUUCCUUUCUGCUCAGUGAUCAGUUGUCAAGAUGAGUUAAGUGUAAUUUAGGGGGAUUUGUUGUUCUGACCUGACUCUGGGACUUAAAUCUCAAAAUUAUCUCAGAGUAUAAUGAAGUCCCAGCAACGUCCAUGCGUCACAGGCAUCAGACAUCACUUCCUCCAGUGAGCCGUCCCUUAUUCAUAACUGGAAGCAGUCUUUGCUUGGUGAGAAUUAGCACCGCAUUUUCCUGCACUUGGCAAAUCUAUUCCUGACCCCCAGCCCUUGUUGCCAACAGUUAGGGUCCUUUCCCUUCUAAUUCUUAGGACUUUAGAGAUGAGGUCCAUGUCUUUUUAAUAUUUGUAUCCUUGGCAAGGAGCCCCACUGCAUGGAAUAUGUCCUCAAUAAAUACCUGUGUUGAAUUUA